UCGGUUCAGAUGUUUAGUUCGCAUUCGCCAUCCGAUAGUUCAAGUCGCCCCCAAAACACAAUGGCCAAGUUUAGUCCACACCAACUGUCGAAUCCUCGGGCGAAUGUCUUCAUCCUGGUCAAUCUGGGAUGUGAGAUGCUCUACGUGAUCGAUCAGCGGUUAAAAGCUCAGCAAAUCGCGCAGGAUAAGUCGAUGCAAGUUAUCCACGAUGUGACCACGGUGCUGCUGGAGCCCAAGUUCAUAGACUCCCUUCUUAACGGCUCCAAGCACAACAACGCCCAGCUCCUAACUGCCGAGCACUGCAAGUUCAUGCUAAAUGAUAUCGCCACCUGCUCGCUAAUGAGACUCGAUGAACAGUCGAUGGCCAAGCUGUGGAACCUCAUGACCGUGGUCUACAAGUGGCAGUUGUUCGUUUCCCGCCAUCAGCACCACCUGCUGGAGAUAACCUUCCGGCAUUUGGAGGCGGUCAACAGGUUGUAUCCGGAUGCCAAACGGCACAUGCUGAUUGACUUUACUAAGAACACGCUGCUGGACUUUUGGAAUGCCUGCGGGGAGGAGGCACAGCUGUCCAUCUACCAGACGAACAGAGCCUGGCUGCAGUGCUUCAACACGAAGAUCUCGCUGCUAAUACGCCUCGGCUUCCAGGCCAUGGAUGGGAGCUUCAUCAAAGAGGUGGAUCAGGAAUACUUUGCGGACUUUGUCCAAACGGCAGGGGAUAAUAUCUAUGUGAAGAGUGCCGAGCAGCAGCAGCGAGAGCGAGAGCUCGAAAGGGAGCCCAACAGAAUGGAUCAGUUGGCGGCCCAGUUGAACAUCCAUUCGUCGGGCAGCGUCGAUGAUCUGCAACCCAUCAAUGCCCGCCAGUUUCAGCAGCAGUUCGAGCAGGCCUUCGGCAGUGUCCUUUUCGAUGAACCCUCGUCCUCGUCGUCCACCGACUGCGAAUUUGUCCAGCUCCAACCCACGACUCCAUCCUCAUCCUCCAGUGAGGCUGCGAUGGCAAUGUCCAGGGGCUCGACACUCAAUCAGAAUCUGCUCGAUUUGUACAGCAAAAUGCCUUAGGAGCGUUCAGUUAGA
Drosophila serrata is the source of this 1071-nucleotide messenger RNA. It is a transcript of the gene OSCP1, whose product is annotated as Organic solute carrier partner 1. Gene Ontology annotation, cellular component: plasma membrane; cytoplasm. The record is from RefSeq and is a predicted model, not a curated record. NCBI's taxonomy places the organism in Eukaryota, Metazoa, Arthropoda, Insecta, Diptera, Drosophilidae. Gene Ontology annotation, biological process: transport.